CUGAAACUGGUGUGUGCUAAUUUGGUGCCGUGAAAAAGUAUGUUCCCUUUUCUGGAAUAGUGGCUCUCUUCUCGUCACAAAGGUGUCCUAAUGAAGUAACCGAUCGGGUCGUUCUGUUGUUGACCUUCCAACGAUAACCGCUAGGUGGCAGCAGAGCUCAAUUCCUGAAGGUCGCUGCACUUCCACCUGAAGCUAAAACAAAUGCGCUAUUAAAGUCAAAUAAUGAACAAUAAUCACCAUAAAUCGCCACCGUAGAGCCUCGACCUCGGUUGACCGCAGCGUGUGCGUGUCGAGUGGGAGGGUCCGCGGCUGGCUGCGUGACAGGUUUUGUCCUACUGCACGGCCCCCGCGCCGCCACCGCCGCACUCAUUCCGCGAGCGGGUGGCUCGGUGACAGGAGCGUCAUGAUUCCCGGACACCCUCGCGACCUGCUCGCCGCCGUCACAUGGCUGCUGCUCCUCUCCGGAGCCUCUCCGCGGUCACACCGGCAGGAGGACGCCCGCUUCGGGGACAGUGAAGAUUGCUCGGAUAACAUCUCCACCACCAGGUACUCCUGCGUCAAGUCCAGUGGGGAAGUUGCAACAUGUUACAGAAAGCAGUGCUGCCGGGGCUUCAAGUUCGUGUUGGGCCAGUGCAUUCCUGAAGACUACGACGUGUGCGCCGGCGCUCCCUGCGAGCAGCAGUGUAGUGAUCACUUUGGCCGCGUGGUGUGCACCUGUUACCCCGGCUACCGUUACCACCGCGAGAGACACCGGAACCGCCAGAAGCCCUACUGCCUGGACAUCAAUGAAUGCGGUGACACCAAUACGACGGCGUGCUCCCAACUCUGCAUCAACACGGUUGGGAGCUUCCGUUGCGAGUGCUAUCCAGGCUUCUUCCUGGGGGAAGAUGGGCGAACAUGCAGCAAAGAAAAGAGAGCGCUGCAUCAUAUCGUGGAGAAAUCUGACAAUGUGAUGAACACGGGGACCUGCUCGGCCACGUGCGACGACUUCCAGCAGAUCAAGGCCACCGUUUUGCAGCUGAAACAGAAGAUACUGUCAAGCAGUCCUGAUGUUCCAGAGCAGAGGACCAACGAGAAAAUCCCAGCUGCCUUUUUAACGGGACCACCGGGUCUGCCUGGUCCACCAGGAGAUCCAGGACCAACGGGACAGCCAGGUCUUGUCGGACAGUCGGGGCCCCCGGGCCCUCCCGGACCAAGGGGCCUGAUGGGUCCCCUGGGGCCCACACCAGACUUGUCCCACAUCAAACGAGGCCCUCGCGGACCUGUGGGGGCGCCGGGAGCGCCGGGAAAAGACGGACACCAGGGUGAGCGAGGAGCACCCGGGCCUGUUGGACCUCCGGGCCCUCCAGGCUCUUUUGACUUCCUGCUGCUCCUCAUGGCCGACAUCCGCAAUGACAUCGCCGACCUGCAGAUCAAGGUGUACGGCCGAGCGCCCCUCUACCCGGGGGAGGAGCUCCCCGCGACGCCCGGCCCCUGGCGAGACGGCCAGGAUGCGGGAUCGGGUGAGGACUUUCGAGAGACUCUGCCGCCGCCGCCGCCGCCGCCGCCGCCGCACUCCAAGAGGACCCGCAAGAGGAAGCCACCGCGAGGCACAACCAACAGCAAUGGAUUCUAAAUACUCAAUGUGAGGUGUACAUUUUUUUAAUAUUAUUUAACUAUUAACAGAACGUAUCGUAUGCCUUUUGGGUCACAGAUAUUUAUUUUUCUAUGACAUAUAUAUGCAAGAUGAUGGUUGUUUUUGACGUCCUUCCCAGCACAUUGAAAUGAAAGAACUUUACUAUACGUCAUCUCGUUCGGGUUAUUAUUGGCAGUAACAUUCUUUGUACUUGAUUUAUUUAUCAUUCUCUUAUUAUAGUAUUGUUUGUUAAAAUCACGUGAUUCCUAUUUUUUAUCAUAAAGCACAUAUCUCACAGAACCGCACGUUUUGUUUUGGGGGGGUUUUUGCUGGGUCAGCGUUUGUUCAACGUUGCAAAGACGUUCGCCAGACAUUCCCAAACAGUUUUUCUUGUCACCAUCGAAUUUUGAACAUUUCUUUUGCGACGAGAAAAACUGUUUGGGACCAUUGAAAUUGUCGGCGAACGUCUUUGCGACAGUUUGUGACAUUGAAUGACCCCUGAUGAAAAAGCAACAUUCCGUGGGUGCGCAUAAACCUGCGAACUUUCGCCGCUCAGUGACAUACGGCUUUCAAUUAUCGUACAAGAGUGCUCGCCUGCUGUUCGGGUGGAUGGAGACCAAGCCCCGCCGUGAAUAGCCAAAAUCUGUGAAUAAUUGAUUAUCCUUGACCAAAACCAACAUUUUUUUAGCUCUGCGAAGGCAUCGCUGCGAAUCAACUAUUGAUUUUAUUUGUACUUUUGAACAUGUACGAGAAAGCAGUCUAACAAUUACGUCAAAUCGUCUUCGAGAUUGAUGCCAGGUGUAAGAUGAGUCCACUGUGAUGCUUUGUCGCCGUAGUAACAGCAAAACAACUGGCGGAUGAUAAUGUAAAUGUUUUUUUUUUUUUUUUUUUUUAAGGGUCGUUGACAUGCUUCCCAGUGCUGCGGUAAAUCUCCGCUUCACACCGCUGAUGUAAUAUCACACGUGUUAAUCGUUUAUGCACUUAAGACUCUUCGCGGUACAAAUGAUAACAACGUGACUAAUGUCAUAUACACACAGAGGCGCGCACACACAUUUCAGCCUGAUAGCGUGACAUGUAACAAUUCAAAGUAUUGUUAUUCUUUGCUUUUGCUGCCUUUGUGUCUGUUUCCCCCUCCGCCGCUUGUAAAUGUACAACUUUAUUCCCAUGAACUAAAGAUUUGAUUGCAUUAUACUUUCUCAACCAAAAAAGGCGGUGUAUGUUUCUAAAAUCAUCAUUUUCAGAGGGGAAAAAAAAAAAAUUCUGGCAAGAUUACAUUUUUAGUUUCGUAACACAGUGCACUCUGUUGUUGGAUUGUUUUCCAGAGGAAGACACUCACAAGGUCAAAGUGUUGAAUUGGUCUGUUGACGGACCAAUUCAACAAAAGUUAGGAAAUCGAGUGGUACUUUGACUUAUUGGUGUUCUCAAUAGUACUAAUACAGCGGUACUAGUACAGGGGUCUGCAACCUGCGGCUCUAGAUCCACAUGUGGCUCGUUCAUCUGCCCGCUGUGGGUUCCCCACCGUGACUUUGGAAAAUAAAUAUUUAAUUUGACACUGUUGACUAUUUUGUUUGGAAGGAAGCUUUAACCGUGCGGCUUUUGUUUCGGGGUUCAAAAUGUUUUUGUUACAUGCAGGGAUAUAAUGUUUUUGCUCGUCCUAGCUUUUUUGAUUUGACAGAUACAACACAUUGUAGUUUAUCAUACAUGUUGACAUACAUAUAUAAGUAAUAAGUGAGAGAGAGAGAGAGAGAGAGAGAGAGAGAUAUCCUUUUGCCAUCUAAAAUGAGGAUUGCACUGUCUCUCUUUCUUUAGAUGGCAAAAGCGUUUUGUGGCUCCUGGUAUUUUAUUUUCUGUGAUCGACGCCCGGAAUGUCUCUGACUGAGUUGCUGAUUUUUUUUUUCUUUGGUUUGGUUUAUAGCCAACCCCCAUUUUGGUGAAAAUCGCAUAUUGGAGGUUUAUCAGGGGUGUUUUUGUCAAUUAUCAUCAAUUUUGUCGAUUAUACACGAAUUUUCGCUAUUUACAGGCUGGGAUGGCCCCUGUCUCCCGAAUAACGGGGGAUCCACUAUAUGUCAGCUCAUUUGUUUUUCCAUUCAAAUAAACUGAAAUGACAUUUAUCCCAGCACCCCACCCCCCCCCCAAAAAAAACAAUUUGAAUUGUGUUUGUAACUCAGAGAAAAUGCACUGUAAUUUGUAAGAAGUAAUAAAACAUUUU
This is a messenger RNA of Hippocampus comes (tiger tail seahorse), 3824 nucleotides long. RefSeq names its product collagen and calcium binding EGF domains 1 (gene ccbe1). The coding region runs from base 404 to 1615 and encodes 403 amino acids. Gene Ontology annotation, molecular function: calcium ion binding. NCBI's taxonomy places the organism in Eukaryota, Metazoa, Chordata, Actinopteri, Syngnathiformes, Syngnathidae. The transcript has 11 exons. The record is from RefSeq and is a predicted model, not a curated record.